Chilo suppressalis (striped riceborer) is the source of this 2842-nucleotide messenger RNA. The record is from the annotation of a GenBank genome assembly. NCBI's taxonomy places the organism in Eukaryota, Metazoa, Arthropoda, Insecta, Lepidoptera, Crambidae.
GCGCUCCUUACUUUGAAGAUACCGGAUUGUAGCCUUCGUGCUGUCCCUUUUCAACGUAGGCGCACCUUAAAUCCGGUCGGUUCUUUAGACUUGAAAACAUUAUUUUAAAUACAGAAACUGCUUCAGACUCGACCACUGCGUGUAAAACAGAAUUUGAAGAAGUGUCUAAAUAUUCACAUUGCACUUUAAAACUCAUCGUUUUAAUAGAAAAUUUUGAGAUCGGCGACUCUAAAGUCAGUGUCAUACGCUGGGUGUUAGAAAGAGACAAGCGACCAGGUGAAGCGGUCUCGAAGGCUGCGGAGGCGGCCGGUUGACCAUUUUUUGUUGGACCGUUGAUUGUGAAAGAUUACACUUGAGAGUCGAAAUACAUCUUUACAUCACACGUCAGUGGCCACUGAGCUGUCUUCAAAGUAACACGGAUUAGACACACGCAGUUUCAUUUACGUACUACUAUGUCUGCGUGCAACCUGUGAUAGUGAAAUACUGAUAUUGUGAUCCCUUGGACUUUUGCAUGUGCUCGGACUGAUUCGGUGUAGCUGGGAGCGGUUAGUUCUGCAUUCUCAUCUGUAGCAUAAGUCAAUGGCGGUAUCAACGUUGAACAUGACGCCGUACUUUACAGGAUACUCCUUUCAAGGCCAGGGUCGUAUGAACCAGUUGGGUGGGGUGUUUAUUAAUGGACGACCCUUACCAAAUCACAUCAGGUUGAAGAUCGUGGAAAUGGCGGCCGCUGGAGUCCGGCCCUGCGUCAUCUCACGACAGCUGCGGGUCUCUCACGGCUGUGUCUCCAAGAUACUCAACAGAUACCAGGAAACCGGUUCCAUCCGUCCAGGCGUAAUAGGUGGAUCAAAGCCGAGAGUUGCAACGCCCGAAGUAGAGAACAGGAUUGAAGAGCUGAAGAGACAAAACCCAGGUAUAUUUUCCUGGGAAAUUAGAGAUAAACUUAUAAAAGAAGGCAUCUGUGAUAAAAACACCGCACCGUCGGUCAGUUCCAUUUCGAGGCUUAUAAGAGGAGGCAAACGUGACGAAUCAGAUCCUAGAAGAAAUCACAGCAUUGAUGGUAUUCUAGGUCCAUCGUCCUGCGAAGAUUCAGACACGGAAUCGGAACCAGGCAUUACGUUGAAAAGAAAACAAAGAAGAUCGAGAACUACUUUCUCUGGUGACCAACUCGAGGCACUAGAACGUGCCUUUACCAGGACUCAAUAUCCAGAUGUGUACACCAGGGAAGAACUGGCACAGAAAACAAAACUAACCGAAGCGAGGGUUCAGGUAUGGUUUUCGAACCGAAGAGCACGGCUCCGAAAGCAACUGAACUCUCAACAACUUAGUGCAUUCAACACGAUGUCUCUACAAUCCGCUUUUCCCACCGUUCACCAACAAUACGAGCCGCCAACUUCUUUCAAUGCGCAAUGCGCUAGUUGGCAACAAUCUUACUCAUCAGCAUUGGGGUCAAGCUCUGUACUGAACUCUGCAUUGGCCCCUUCUCUACACCAAUCUCCAUUAACAGCACCAUCUGUUUGUCAAUCGGCACUAGCUGCCUCAUCGUUACAUCCUCCUACGUCUAGUUCAUUUUCCGCUGGGAAUUUGACUCCAUUAUCCCAUUCCUCAGAGCUGCCAACUCCAUUACAAGUAUCAGCCGAUGCUACACCUCCAAGUUCGAGUCCCACGACGACAAGUCCAUCCACCAAUCAAACUGGAGGACUAACCUAUCAGCAUCCUACUUAUGCAAACGCGAGUGACUCUGUUCCUCACCCUUACGGUUAUGGAGACUAUUCGAAACAAGAACAUGCUAUGUCAGCGCAUAACCACUGGACUUCAAGACAACUGAGCGGACAUCCACAAAACAAACUUGCAGAAGUCAGUUCGUGGCCUGAAAACUACAGUUCAUUCUUCGGCACGAACGCUUCACAUUAUACGUCGCACGCGCAUUCACCGACGGAGGCCAAAUCUGGCUACCCUUACUUAGGACAACUUGGCGGUAUGGACAUGGGAAGAGUUCAUUAGAUUACGAAAAUAACGUAGACUUAACUCAUAACAAUGAAAAGGCAAUAAAUUCAAAUAACUUUAUAUAAUAAUGUAUGUAUGUACAUACAGAAAUUAACGAACUACCUUAAAAACACACAUAUCUCCCGUGCCUUGCAAUUCAUUUUAGACAUAUUAAUGAACUAAGUGUAUUCAUAUUUUAUAUAGUUCAAUAUGUUAUAUUUGUAUAUAAUUGUAAUGUAAGCGUCCCUCAAAAGACUAAAUAAGUCUCGUUUGUAUUAUGUAGAGCUAUCUGAUUUUAGAGACUAAAUUGAAUAUAUUAAUAAUGUUGUUAGUUCCUGAAUUCUAGUAAUAAUACUAAAUUUGUUAUAAUUUAAUUAAUAAAAUAAGUGCCUAUUGUAUGAAUUGUAAUGUAUGUAAGUAGCCUUUGAUAAGAAAUAAUGAAACAAUUUAUAAUUAAUUUGCCAAUAAAAUUGUAUUGGGUUUCACUUUUUGGAAAUACCCAGACGUGUUAAACAAAACCCAUUGACAUUGUAAAUGUUUAUAUUAUAACAGGUGUCACACGAAAUUUUAUUAACGAAAUGUACAGUGACAAAGUAUUUUUUCUGUAUAGAGAUUCUUUAUGAUAUUCUUAUAUCAAUUCUGCCACGAUGCCUUAUAAAAAAAUGUGAUUUCAGUAAAUGUAUUUAUUUUAUAGGUACUUUAAUACCUAAAUAUAAUAGACUAGAUUGUAAGCACCAUUGUAAUAUAGCUGACUACAUCAACAUUAAAUGAAUCUAAACACUUGAAAAUUUGUUUCUAUUUUCUCGAUCCGUUUUAACUCUAUAUCUUUUAGUUUCCGCUUUUCAUAAAGUGAAAUCCC